UAAAAAGUUGGGGGGGGGUCGUCCUCGGGCUUCGGAUGUGGGAGAGCGAAGCGCGUGAUCGCCGCUUGUCACCCCAGAAAUGGCGUCCGACAUCGGAGGACCGCUGGGCGUACCGGUGACUGGGAGAGCUGGAGCAGGGACGCAGCCACAGUCCAGUGGGGGCAUAGUAUCCCGGGCACCGAAAAGACAUCCAGGACUUGACUUUGAGGACGAUGAUGACGGGGAGGGCAGCAGCAAGUUCCCGAGGUGUGAUGAAGAGCAAGGGCCCAAUGACAAAGAGAGAUUUGCCAGAGAGAACCACAGCGAGAUCGAGCGGCGUCGCCGGAACAAGAUGACGGCGUACAUCACGGAGCUGUCAGACAUGGUGCCGACCUGCAGCGCCCUGGCCCGCAAGCCAGACAAGCUGACCAUCCUGCGCAUGGCCGUGUCUCACAUGAAGUCCCUGCGGGGCACGGGAAACACUUCGGCUGACGGAACGUACAAGCCAUCCUUUCUGACCGACCAGGAGCUGAAGCACUUGAUCCUGGAAGCGGCGGACGGCUUCCUGUUUGUGGUGGCCUGCGAGACGGGCAAAAUAAUCUACGUGUCUGACUCUGUCACUCCAGUCCUCAACCAGCCGCAGUCCGAGUGGUUCGGCAGCACCCUGUAUGACCAGGUCCAUCCAGAUGACGUGGACAAGCUGCGGGAGCAGCUCUCCACCUCUGAGAACGCCAUGACAGGUCGGAUUUUGGACCUGAAGACCGGCACUGUGAAGAAAGAAGGACAGCAGUCCUCGAUGAGAAUGUGCAUGGGUUCGCGGAGGUCUUUCAUCUGCAGAGUGAGGUGUGGGAAUGCGACAGAGGAUCCGGCAUCCAUGAGCAGGCUCAGCUUCCUGAGGAACAGAUACAGAAACGGACUAGGUCCAGUCAAAGAAGGCGAGACUCAGUAUGUGGUCGUGCACUGCACAGGUUACAUCAAAGCCUGGCCUCCCGCAGGUGUGACGCUCCCCGACGAUGAGCCAGACGGUCAAGGGAACAAGUUUUGCCUGGUGGCGAUCGGGCGUCUGCAGGUGACGAGUUCUCCCAGCUGUCUGGACAUGAAGGGUAGCGCCGUGCCUGUUGAGUUCCUCUCCAGGCACAACCCCAACGGCGUCUUCACCUUCGUCGAUCACCGGUGCCUGGGCACGGUCGGCUACCAGCCGCAGGAGUUGUUGGGGAAAGAUAUUGUGGAUUUUGCCCACCCAGAGGAUAAGGGACUUUUACAAGACAGCUUUCAGCAGGUGGUCACGUUGAAAGGCCAGGUCCUGUCGGUCAUGUUCCGGUUCCAGACCAAGAGCCGCGAGUGGGUGGUGAUCAGGACGAGCAGCUUCACCUUCCAGAACCCGUACUCCGACGACAUCGAGUACAUCGUCUGCACCAACACCAACGUCAAGCACCUGCAGCAGCCUCCUGCCAUCGCUGGUCAAGAAGAUCUCAGCUAUGAGCAUUCCCAGGUUGCUGCACCGUCGGAGCACCCGAAACCGAUCAGCAAAGCAGAGCCCAUGUACAGUCAGGAAACCGACCCGCGCUACUCCGAGAUCUACUCUGCCCUUCCCACAGCUGAACAGAGUAAGGUGAUUCCCUCAACGCCGGGUACCGGGACUCAGCAGAUCUUCCAGCAGGGGACCUCCUUCCCAUCAGCACGGCCCGCACAGAACUUCAGCUCCGCCAUGGUGGCUCCUGUGAACAUUGUCCAGCAGCCGGCGUCGGCAGGGCAGAUCCUGGCUCAGAUCUCACGGCAGUCGGUCAGCGGUCAAGUUACCGGCAACACCUGGAGUGGAAGCCGCCCGCCGUUCCCAGCGCAGCAGAUAGCAGCCCAGGGGGCAAAGACGCAGUCGCCCCAGUUUGGCCUGGCAGCCUCCCGGAGUUUUACAGCCAACACUGCUUCCUUCAGCCCCCUUGCCAGCCCUGUCGCCACGUCCACGGCAGGGGGCACCGCCUACCCGUCCCUUGCUAACCGCACGUCUGCUUUCGCUGAAGCUGGGCAGACAGGCUCGCCGUUCCAGAGCCGGCCCGCGGACAGUGGCUCGGUGUGGCCUCAGUGGCAGGGUCAGCAUCACUCCCAGGCGUCCACCGAACAGCAGAGCCAGCCCGAGGUGUUUCCGGAUAUGCUGUCCAUCUACGAGGAGCAGGGAACCAGUUACAACAGCGAUGAGUUCUCGGAACUCCCCAUAUUCCCCUCGUUCUCAGAGUAACCGGAAAAGGGAAGC
This is a messenger RNA of Hemiscyllium ocellatum (epaulette shark), 2227 nucleotides long. RefSeq names its product aryl hydrocarbon receptor nuclear translocator-like. The transcript is spliced from 20 exons. Lineage: Eukaryota; Metazoa; Chordata; Chondrichthyes; Orectolobiformes; Hemiscylliidae. Bases 80 to 2212 code for a protein of 710 amino acids. Gene Ontology annotation, molecular function: RNA polymerase II cis-regulatory region sequence-specific DNA binding; DNA-binding transcription factor activity, RNA polymerase II-specific; protein dimerization activity. The record is from RefSeq and is a predicted model, not a curated record. Gene Ontology annotation, cellular component: cytoplasm; aryl hydrocarbon receptor complex; nucleus. Gene Ontology annotation, biological process: regulation of transcription by RNA polymerase II.